Messenger RNA from Aphanomyces astaci, 1445 nucleotides. RefSeq lists its product as hypothetical. The record is from RefSeq and is a predicted model, not a curated record. The transcript has 6 exons. Bases 274 to 975 code for a protein of 233 amino acids. NCBI's taxonomy places the organism in Eukaryota, Oomycota, Saprolegniomycetes, Saprolegniales, Verrucalvaceae.
UAUCAACCAAGAAGGAGAGUUCAGCAACAGGAGCAUGGACGAAGGAAACGUGGGCGAUGGCGAGUCGUGGUGGCAGCUCCAGUGCUGCAAUGACGACCAAAUGCAAUCAAUCUUUGUCAUCGUCGGAUACACCAUCCUCAUCUUCAAACUGUAUGCUCCGUUGCCUUGACCCACGACCCUCAUUUCCCCGCUAGGUGGCGAUUUCCGCUCUUGCAUCCGUUCAAAAUCCUGACGGUCUUUUUGCACGAGUUGGGACAUGCGCUAGCAGUCUGGAUGACCUGCGGCAAAGUCACGUCCAUGGAAGUGCACCCGAACGAGGGUGGCGUCACGAGUUAUGCUGGCGGGGUGGCUCUAGUUAUUGUUCCAGCGGGCUACUUGGGGUCGGCUGUCUGGGGCAUGGCCUUCGUCGUUGCCAGUCCCGACCGCCUCGCUGCCGAGAUCGCCGCGGGCAUCCUCAUCUUGUUCCUACUUAUCUUUAUCUACUACGCCAAAAACGCGUACAUGCGAUGGCUCAACGCAGGUUUCAUCGUGAUCCUGGGCGGGCUCAUCGCGCUCGACCGCGCCGUCCCCGGAGGUGCCUUCGCCCUUCGUUACGUCAUUCUGUUCAUGGGGGUCAUGAGCUGUCUGUUUUCCGUCUAUGACAUCUGGGACGACUUGAUUGCUCGGCGUAUCAACGACAGCGAUGCCUCUGUGUUUGCAAAGAUGACUCACACGUCGUCUCGGUGCUGGGGGGUCAUCUGGGGGCUGUUCGCACUGGGUACGAUGGGGGGCGCCGUGUACCUGAACCUGCUCGUCAUCCAGCACGUGCUCCCUGGUCCGUCCAUCGCGUCGAUUCACGAGCUCAGCGGCGCCACGACCGCCGCCCUCGUCGUGGCGGCGUCUGUCCUGGGCAUUGGGGUCCUGCACACCAUCGUUACCCGUCGAUGCAUGGUACAAUCGGGUUCGAAUCAACUUGGAUAUGCCCAAGCCCCCUAAGCUGUACAGCAGCUAGUAUUAUCAUCACCAUCGGACUUGUUCCAUCAUAGCAAUACACAUGCGUGUAUAACGCUAUUUCCAAGUUAUGCUGUGUGAUCUUUGCAUGUGGCAGAAUACACACUCGACGAGCGCUGCGGUUGCUUGAGCAUUCGAAACGCAUUGUCUUGAGCCCGAGAGUACACUUGGACAAACGACGGCGGCACUCCGUCCACGAGCACAUUGGGCGGAAGGAUGCAGCUGUCCUGGCCCGACAUCCCCCCGUCAUGAAACAUGGCUAGGGACGGAUCUGGGUUCACUUCAAGCAUCACCACACGCGAGUGGUCGUCCAUCUACCGGUAGUACAGAAGCAACUCGUUGAAAACUCGACUUGGUUGUGGCCAUAUAGACAUUCGUGUCCAUUUAGCCACAACACGGUAAACAUGCAGUAGAUAGACCCUUACAAUCAUAUCGUACCAUGAAAUCGACGCCAA